AUGGAUGAUAUGUUAUUCCAGUUAAAGUUUACCAACAAGCAACUGGAACGACUUGCUCGAAAAGCUGAAAAAGAACAACAUGCUCAACAGAACAGAGUCAAAAAAGCAAUCCAGCAGAAGAAUCUUGAUGUCGCCAGAGUUUAUGCAGAGAAUGCCAUCCGGAAGAAAAAUGAAUCUUUGAAUUAUUUGCGCAUGGCAGCUAGAGUUGAUGCUGUGUCCAGUAAGGUCCAAACUGCUCUUACUAUGAAACAGGUAACAAAGAACAUUGAAGGAGUAACAAAAUCAUUAGAAAAGGCAAUGUCAUCUUUGGAUUUACCAAAAGUUGAACAAAUUAUGGAGAAAUUUGAGAAACAGUUUGAAGAUCUUGAUGUACGAACCUCAACCCUGGAAUCUUCCAUGAGUUCAGCCACCACAUUAACCACUCCACAAGAUCAAGUUGAAGUACUGAUCCAACAAAUUGCUGAAGAAAAUGGUCUGGAGAUGAUCGACCAACUACAAGACCUCAAUCCAGCCACUGGUUCAAUUUCAUCCACAACUGCUGCUGCAGAUUCCACAAGAGAAGACGAACUUGCUCGGAGGUUACAAGCUUUGAGGAACUGA
Molecule: messenger RNA, 600 nt
Organism: Acanthosepion pharaonis
Lineage: Eukaryota; Metazoa; Mollusca; Cephalopoda; Sepiida; Sepiidae
Source: the annotation of a GenBank genome assembly